AUGCAUUCAUUAAUUAAGCCAAGUCAGCCAGCUUUAAGAACCAUUUUAAACAAAAAUUAUAGUGCAUUAAGUACUAUACCAAAUGUCAUGCGUGUACGACACAUCUCUUCAACGUCCGCCUGCAAAAAAGAUAUCGAGUCAUGGAAGAAGGAAAUUUCACAAAAAACAAAGGUAGAGACAGAUGUCAUUACACCCUCUCAAGUCAAUUUAUUGGGCAACACACUUGAUCAUCCCAAGUUUAACUAUGACCAAUUCCCUGCUCAUGGUACUGAAAUUCCCCCUGGGUGGCAUCUAGCCUAUUUCCCUCCUCGUGUGCCCGAAAAGGAGCUCGCAAAGGACGGUUAUGAUAAGGAAUGGAGCCCACCCGAACCUUAUGUCCGUCGUAAAUGGGCAGGAGGCAAACUUGAAUGGAAUGUAGAUAACCCUUUGCGUGUGGGUGAUGAAAUAAAGAUGGAAUCCAAGCUCAGCAAAGUGGAUAUCAAAAAGGGCAACAGUGUGUUCGUUUGGGUUGAUGGUAAAAUUCACAACAAGCAAGGAUUAGCCUUAACCGAGAGUCGCUGCUGGGUAUAUACUACAGAUGAUGCUAGUAAAGAAGAAGAAGUCUCAAAAAUCACUCAGAAUAAGUCAUCAUCUCAUGAGGUCAUGAGUAACCCUGAGUUCUCAUUCAAUGUUACGCCUACUCCCAUUACUCUCUUCCGCUUCUCUGCUCUUACGUUUAAUUCUCAUUUGAUUCAUUAUGAUCAUACUUUUGCUACUCAAGUUGAAAAGCAAAAAGGUUGCUUAACUCAUGGUCCAUUGUCCUUGAUAUAUAUGGUUAAUCAGCUUGAUCAGUAUCUUGCUACAAAGGAUGCUGAUCAACAGGCGGGUCAUAAUCAAACCAAAGACCGCCGUAUCAAGUCAUUCGAAUACCGAUGCUUAAAGCCACUGGCUGUAAAUGAAGCGCUCACUAUCAGUGGACGUUGGAAAACAAAUGACAAGGAAGGACCAAGCUAUGAUUUAUGGAUUAUGAAUGAUGCUGGAGAUGUUGCUGUUAAGGGACUUGCUAUUAUAGAUAAAGUAAAUUAA
Molecule: messenger RNA, 1065 nt
Organism: Rhizopus microsporus ATCC 52813
Lineage: Eukaryota; Fungi; Mucoromycota; Mucoromycetes; Mucorales; Rhizopodaceae
Exons: 3
Coding region: 1-1065 (354 amino acids)
Cellular component (GO): mitochondrion
Molecular function (GO): (3R)-hydroxyacyl-[acyl-carrier-protein] dehydratase activity
Source: RefSeq, a predicted model, not a curated record